Ficedula albicollis (Collared flycatcher) is the source of this 2370-nucleotide messenger RNA. RefSeq names its product solute carrier family 44 member 2 (gene SLC44A2). NCBI's taxonomy places the organism in Eukaryota, Metazoa, Chordata, Aves, Passeriformes, Muscicapidae. Gene Ontology annotation, molecular function: choline transmembrane transporter activity. Gene Ontology annotation, cellular component: membrane. Gene Ontology annotation, biological process: transmembrane transport; choline transport. The record is from RefSeq and is a predicted model, not a curated record. The annotation marks the transcript as partial. The transcript is spliced from 14 exons.
UUUUGGGGUUUCCUUGGUUUUGGGGCUCCUCUGGCUGCUGCUCCAUCGGUGUUUCCCAUCUUUAGAAAAGCCAACGUGGUGCUGGAGACCCGGCAGCUGGCCAUGAAGAUCUUCGAGGACUACACGGUGUCCUGGUACUGGAUCAUCAUAGGCCUCGUCAUCGCCAUGGUGGCCAGCCUCAUCUUCAUCGUGCUGCUGCGCUUCCUGGCCGGGGUCAUGGUGUGGGUGAUGAUCGUGAUGGUGAUCCUGGUGCUGGGAUACGGAAUCUUCCACUGCUACGUGGAAUACGCCAAGCUGAAAGGAGAAGCGGGGUCGGACGCGUCCCUGACGGAUUUGGGCUUCCAGACCGACCUCCGCGUCUACCUGCACCUGCGGCAGACCUGGCUGGCGUUCCUGAUCAUCCUGUGCGUGCUGGAGCUGGUGAUCGUCCUGCUGCUCAUCUUCCUGCGCAAGAGGAUCCUCAUCGCCAUCGCGCUCAUCAAGGAGGCCAGCAGGGCCAUCGGUCAUGUCAUGUCGUCGCUGCUCUUCCCCCUGUGCACCUUCUUCCUGCUGUGCCUCUGCAUCGCCUACUGGGCCAGCACUGCUGUCUUCCUGUCCACCUCCAACGAGGCUGUGUACAAGGUGUUCAACGAGUCUGCCUGCCCCUACUCGGGGCACACCUGCAAACCUGAGACCUUCAACACCACCAACGUCACCAAGCUGUGCCCGGACGCCCAGUGCCUGUUCGCCUUUUACGGCGGCGAGACCUCCUACCACAAAUACCUCAUCGUGCUGCAGUUCUUCAACCUCUUCAUGUUCUUCUGGCUGGCCAACUUCGUCAUCGCGCUGGGCCAGGUGACGCUGGCCGGCGCCUUCGCCUCCUACUACUGGGCCUUCAAGAAACCCGACGACAUGCCGGCCUUCCCGCUCUUCUCCGCCUUCGGCCGCGCGCUGCGGUACCACACGGGCUCGCUGGCAUUCGGCUCACUGGUGCUGGCCGUGGUGCAGGUGAUCAGGGUCACCCUGGAGUACCUGGACCACCGGCUGAAAGCUGCAGAGAACAAGUUCGCCAAGUUCCUCCUGAGCUGCCUCAAGUGCUGCUUCUGGUGCCUGGAAAAAUUCAUCAAGUUCCUCAACAGGAACGCCUACAUCAUGAUCGCCAUCUACGGCACCAACUUCUGCGCCUCGGCCCGCAACGCCUUCUUCCUGCUGAUGAGGAACAUCAUCAGGGUGGCUGUGUUAGAUAAAGUCACGGAUUUCCUCUUCUUCCUGGGCAAGCUGCUCAUCGUGGGGAGCGUGGGAAUCCUCGCCUUCUUCUUCUUCACCCACCGGAUAAAGCUGGUCCAGGACACGGCGCCGCCGCUGAAUUACUACUGGGUCCCCAUUCUGACGGUGAUCGUGGGCUCCUACCUCAUUGCCCACGGCUUCUUCAGCGUCUACGGCAUGUGUGUGGACACCCUGUUCCUUUGCUUCUUGGAGGACCUGGAGCGCAACGACGGCUCGGCGGAGAAGCCGUACUUCAUGUCGCAGGACCUGAGGAGGCUGCUCAGGAAAACCAACAAAGGCCAGCCCGACGCCUAGCGCCCCGAAAAACCGCCUGGAAUUCGCCUCCAUGGACCUCGGACCGCCCGCUGCUCCUCCUCCUCCUCCUCCUCACCGCGGAUUUGUCCGCGGCUCGGCCUUCAGCCCUCGUGCUGGUGGGCGAUGGUGAUGGGUUUGUCCUUGUGCCAGUGCCACCCCUGGGCUGUGGCAGGGCUGAAAUCCCGGUGCCUGAGCGCCAGCGACUCCAAAGCCGGUCCAGUCCCGGUGAAUCUUCCUGAACUCGGCCUGUGGGCCCCCCCAGAGCUCUGAAUUUUGGCUGUUCGUUCCUGCCUGGAGAGCGGGGGAUCGCUUCCCAUCCCUCGCUGCCUUUUGUCGAGCCCCGUUUUGGGCACUAAUUAAUUAAUUAUUUUAGGAAUAAGCUAAUCAGUGCUUUUGUAGCCACGGAAGGUGGAGGGGAACGAGGGAGCAGAAUUUGGGGCUUGAGGCUCUGCCCAGUUCUUGCACCUCUUGAGGACCCACAGAUUGCUCCCCAAAAUCUGCAUCUGCUCCCCCAAAGUUGUGCUGAGGGCAAACCUUUCCCCAGCUUCAAUCCCGGAGCAUGGGGAGGGGGCCUGCAUGGACCUGGGGGAGGGUUUUGGGUUCCUUCUGGGUGAUUUCAGCAAAGCCAGCGGCAGCCAACACCUCCCGCCAGGAGGGGGAAAAUGGGAUUUAUUUUUUGAGGUGAAGAGGGUUAAUUAACACCAAAAUAUAACAGACUCAGCUAAAAUGUAACAGAAUUAACCCUCAGACCCUGUGCGGCAGCGGGAGCAGAGCCACCACCAACAACUGGGCUUUUUUUUUUUUUUUUUU